Molecule: messenger RNA, 1971 nt
Organism: Coregonus clupeaformis (lake whitefish)
Lineage: Eukaryota; Metazoa; Chordata; Actinopteri; Salmoniformes; Salmonidae
Product: CYFIP-related Rac1 interactor B-like
Exons: 13
Coding region: 284-1261 (325 amino acids)
Biological process (GO): positive regulation of T cell activation; regulation of actin filament polymerization
Molecular function (GO): small GTPase binding
Source: RefSeq, a predicted model, not a curated record
GAUUUUUCCAUGACGUUCGACCAAAUCCGGAAAUAGCAGACAGCUGAAGCAACUCGUUAUUCUUUGAGCUGCUAUCGUGCAACCAGGUGGACGACGACUUCCUUUUCUUGUACUUCGAGCAUCAAGGAUUAUUCCAGCAUUAUGUGCUGUAGGAUGGAGGUUUGGUGCGGGGGCGCUAGAACCCGAUCUCCGCUGGAGGACUGUGACCUUGGCCAACCGCCAGGCUGGGCCUCCUUCCUCCUGACUGACACCUCCAGAGAGCUUCUUCUGCUGGUAUCGUAACAUGGGGAACCUACUGAAAGUCCUGACUUGCACAGAUCUGGAACAGGAGCCCAAUUUUUUCCUCGAUUUUGAAAAUGCCCAGCCCACGGACGCAGAACGAGAGGUGUGGGAGAAGGUGGACCUGGUGCUGAAGGACGCUAGAGGAAUCCUGGACGAACUGCAAGCAUACAAGGGAGCGGGUGAAGAGAUCAGAGAGGCGAUCCAGAACCCCAGCGACGAUGCGUUACAGGAGGCAGCGUGGACGGCCGUGGUCCCCCUGGUGGGGAAACUCAAGAAGUUCUACCAGUUCUCCCAGAGAUUAGAGGCGGCGCUGCACAGCCUACUGGGAGCCCUGACCAGCGAGACAUAUAACGACCCCACGCAGAACCUGGAGCGCGAGCAGGCGCUGGCCAAGCAGUUCGCCGAGAUCCUACACUUCACACUGCGCUUCGACGAGCUCAAAAUGACUAAUCCUGCCAUCCAGAAUGACUUCAGCUACUACAGGAGAACGUUGAGCCGCAUGCGGAUCAACAAUACACCGGCAGAGGGGGAGAAUGAAGUCAACAAUGAGCUGGCCAAUCGGAUAUCUCUGUUCUACGCCGACGCCACGCCCGUGUUGAAGACGUUAAGCGAUGGCACGACAAAGUUUGUCUCAGAGAAUAAGAACUUGCCCAUCGAGAACACGACAGACUGCUUAAGCACGAUGGCGAGCGUGUGCAAAGUCAUGUUGGAAACGCCGGAGUACCGUAGCCGCUUCACCAGUGAGGAGACGGUCUCGUUCUGCCUGCGUGUCAUGGUUGGCGUCAUCAUCCUGUACGACUAUGUGCAUCCUGUCGGAGCCUUUUCCAAGUCUUCCAAAAUUGAUAUGAAAGGGUGCAUCAAGGUCCUCCGAGAUCAACCGCCCAACAGUGUAGAAGGCCUUUUAAACGCUCUCAGGUACACAACCAAGCAUUUGAAUGACGAAUCGACCAACAAGACCAUCAAGAGCAUGCUGCAGUAGGACUGAAACUCUGGUACAACCGCUCGCCUCACGCCCGGUUUCGGGAGACAUCGACGCUCUCUCCCCAUGACGUCGGUGCACAGAAUGUUUUGUUUUAUUUUAAAUGGAGAAAGAGCUGCACUUUUUAUAAUGCAAAAUGCUACUGCCAUUAUGCACGUAUUUUAUGUGCCAAGAAAUAUGUUGCUGAGAUUUAAAUGUUUUCGAUAAGGCCAUACAACAAGAUGGCAGCUGUGAAAGCAUUGUGGAUUCUCUGUUGUUUUUAAAAAAUGCUUUUGUUUUUCCCUGUGUAAGGGAUGGGAGUGCUUUGACUUGAACAUUUUAAAAAGAGAGAUGUAUAGAGAAAUAUAUAUUAUUUUUGUUUCAUUUAUUAUUUAAUAUUACAUCUUCUGCAUGACGAAAUGAUGUAUUUCUUCUAUUUAAAAAAAGAAUGGUUCAAGUUUAAUUUGUCUGCUCAGUUGUGUGUUUAAUGUUUUGUUCUCUGAAUGGUACUUGUCGGAAUUAAGAUGAUUAAAAAGAUAGUACUGUUAAUGUUUUAUAUUUUUUAUAGGUUUUGAGUGUAUGCCAUUUUUCAUAGUUGUGUUGUAUUUUUCAUUUGAACAUUUCAAACUGUGAUGUGUGCAAAUCAAUUUAAAGUUGGGAGUCUGUACUGUUGUUGACAGUAUGUUGCCGCUGGAAAAAAUAAACAGAGAAAUCCUGUUUUCUACAAAUGA